CGGGCGGACGGUAUUGAGCGUCGGACAAAGAUGGCGCCCUCCAGCUCCGCCCGCGGGAGACUUACCACAGAGCGCAAGAAAUUGGCGAAAAAGCAGACGAAAUGUCGGCGCGUCCUCCUCAACCGCCACGGCAUCGAAACCGUAUGCGGCCCCACGCGGCAUGUGAUUGUCACCAAUGGUGGUCUGGGUAAUGGUGUCAGCCGAGAGCAGCUGCUUGAAGUGUUGCAGGUCUUUGGAACUGUUGAGGCCCUUCUGAUGCCUCCUAGCAAACCGUAUGCAUUUGUGACUUAUGGCACAGUGCAGGAAGCCCGGGAAGCAUAUAACUCCCUCAACGGGCGAGAGCUUGGGACUGAUUGCAACACUCUACCAGUCACUCUAUAUUCAAACUUUGUAGAGAAAGUUCUUGGUGAAGACAUUGCUUCUCCGAGUCUGCCCUCAGGUCUCCUUGUGGUUGAAGAGUUUGUGUCGCCCACAUACGAGCAGAAGCUUUUGGAGUUUGUGGAUUGGAGCACAGAUCUGACCAACAAAAGUACUCAGAAAUCCCUGAAACAUCGUAGGGUGAAACAUUACGGGUAUGAAUUUCGUUAUGACAACAAUAAUGUGGACAAGGACAAACCACUGCCAGGAGGCCUUCCUGAAAUUUGUACUGAAGUAUUGGAGAAAUCCAUUGAAAAGGGAUAUGUAAAAUUUAGACCUGAUCAGCUGACAAUAAAUCAGUAUGAACCUGGACAAGGAAUUCCUCCACACAUUGACACACACUCUGCAUUUGAGAAUGGGAUCAUCUGUCUGAGCCUGGGAACAGAGACAGUCAUGGACUUUAAGGAUCGAUCUGGACACAGUGUUGCAGUGAUGCUGCCCCGUCGAAGUCUGCUUGUCAUGACCGAUGAAUCUAGGUAUUUGUGGAGUCAUGGAAUUACACCUAGAAAGUUUGACGUGGUGCAGUCAUCGGAGACCCUAAAACCUGGAAGCAUCAGUAGGGACAUCAGCGACUUGACCUUAAAUAAGAGAGGAACCAGGACCAGUUUCACCUUCAGGAAAGUGAGGAUGACUCCUUGUGACUGUGCAUAUCCAGAAGUGUGCGACAGCCAGAUUGGUGAUCAGUGCAAGGAGUCCUUACCCGCAGUCCCCACUAGUGAAGGGGACGCUUCAAAGCUGGAAUGUGAAUAUGUACACAAAGUCUACAAUGAAAUUGCAGACCACUUCAGCAGUACUAGACACUCACCGUGGCCAAAGGUGAACGAGUUCCUGAAAGCAUUGCCUGAUGGAGCUUUGGUGGCUGACAUUGGUUGUGGGAAUGGCAAAUACCUGGGGGUGAACAAGGAUGCAUUUAUGUUGGGGUGUGAUCGCAGCAAAAACCUUGUUGAUAUUUGUGGAGAGAGAAAGUUUGAGGUCUUCGUCUGUGAUGCCUUGUUUGUGCCCUUGCGUAGCGGUGUUUGCGAUGCCUGCAUUUCUAUAGCAGUAAUCCAUCACUUUUCAACACAGGAUAGGAGACUGGCGGCCAUCAAAGAGAUUGCAAGACUUCUGCGUCCUGGAGGCAAAGCACUUCUCUAUAUUUGGGCUAUGGAACAGGAAUACCACAAAGUCAAGUCUAAAUACCUGAAGGAAAGCAAAGUAACACCUGAGGAAACUCAAAGCCAUGGCACCGAAAUGCCAACUCCGACCAAUUCCUCUCACAAAUCUAAAGAUUCCAAUGAAAUGGAUGCAAGAUGUUUUGAACCAUCGACAUGGGUUACAAAGGACCCAACAGUUAAACUAAACCAUGCAAAGCUGUCUGUUCACAAAAAUCGAACUGCCUUUGAUUCUCAAGAUCUGCUUGUUCCUUGGCAUUUGAAAGAUGGCUGUAAGAGAGACCAAAAAAAUGACCGGCUCUCAUGUCAGCCUCUUGCUGGGUCCAGAGCACUUCCAACUUUUCAUCGCUACUAUCAUGUUUUCUCUGAGGGAGAAUUGGAAAAGCUUUGCAAGAACCUAUCCAGUAUACGGAUUGUACAUAGUUAUUACGAUCAAGGGAACUGGUGUGUGAUAAUUGAGAAAUGCUAAAAUGUUGUAAUUAGCUGUUAUGUCUGCUUGCAACACGAGACCUUUGGUAUUUUGUAAACCACAUAUUUGUAGUUUGUUCACAUAGAAGCAAAUUUUUUUUUAUUGCAUUUCUUGAGGCACAUAUGGCCUCCAAACCAGUGGCUCUUGUUAAAUGGCAUAUCUACAAUACUCUUCAUUGCAGCUUUUUUUGUGGAAUGUCUUAAGAGGAUUUGGUACUUUUUAAAAAUACUUUACAUUUAUUUUUCUCUUUUCUUGGUGGUCUUAUGGCAACUCCUAUUGGUUGAGAGUGUGGUCUGACAGCUUUAUUCCAGGUUUAUGCGAAUGCUGCUCUGAAACUGGCCUCUGGGAAUAAGUAUUUCUUAUCUCUCUUUCCCUGUGGGGAAUUGCUGACUGACCCAUGUUUAACUCCAGCUCACACAGUGUUAUGACUUAAAUCAGACUAUGGUGCAUGGAAGAUCAUGGAUGUUAACCACCUGCUGUAGCACAAUGGGUUGCUUCAACAGUGUACAUUUAAAACACAGUCGUUUGAUAUUGGGCAAAUGCCACCUCUCAUAGCUUCACAAUGUUUCUGUUAAUAACGUGUAGUGACUCGGCAAACAUAGUAACCAAUGUGCGUUAAGCAAUGUGCCACAAACAGCGUGACGGUCUGUGUAACGAAGUGAACCAGGCUGUUGUCUGAAGUAUAAUUUAGGUAUCUCCUUAUGAAAAUAUUAAAGCUAAUCAUUAAAUGCUCAACUGUAGCCUAAAGGUUU
Molecule: messenger RNA, 2789 nt
Organism: Callorhinchus milii (elephant shark)
Lineage: Eukaryota; Metazoa; Chordata; Chondrichthyes; Chimaeriformes; Callorhinchidae
Gene: alkbh8
Product: alkB homolog 8, tRNA methyltransferase
Exons: 11
Coding region: 31-2037 (668 amino acids)
Biological process (GO): tRNA wobble uridine modification
Cellular component (GO): nucleus; cytoplasm
Molecular function (GO): tRNA binding; S-adenosylmethionine-dependent methyltransferase activity
Source: RefSeq, a predicted model, not a curated record